Messenger RNA from Phlebotomus argentipes, 8121 nucleotides. RefSeq names its product leucine-rich repeat serine/threonine-protein kinase 1 (gene Lrrk). The record is from RefSeq and is a predicted model, not a curated record. The transcript is spliced from 8 exons. NCBI's taxonomy places the organism in Eukaryota, Metazoa, Arthropoda, Insecta, Diptera, Psychodidae. The coding region runs from base 164 to 7879 and encodes 2571 amino acids. Gene Ontology annotation, molecular function: ATP binding; protein kinase activity; protein binding. Gene Ontology annotation, biological process: protein phosphorylation.
ACUCCGCGGUUCGCUGGAAUUGUCAGUGAAAAACAAAAGGUGCGACUUUAAGCAGUGCGCUUUUUGCCAGUGGUUUUCUGUGUGAAUUUUUAUGGAAAUUGUGUGAUAAAAUGUCCAAAGACGUGCUCCAGAUUGUGUUGAAGUGAUACAGACAGUGUGCAAGAUGUCUCUGAGUCCAGAAGCUGAAGAUUUCCCGGGGAGACUCCUGCAUCAGGCUGCAUUGUGGGACAAUGUUGAACUACUCGUGGAUCUGUUGCAAGAGGAGCAACAUCUAAUUGAGUGUAGAGACAAUUUCGGGCGAACUCCCAUCCAUGCAGCCGCAAUCACUGCGAAUUCCAACUGCCUGCAGCUCCUUAUCAAUGCCAGGGCGGAUGUGGAUGCUCAGGCGAUGGACGGGAAGACUGCCCUUCAUUUGAGCGCCGAACACGGUCAUGAGCAGAAUGUGGAUGUCUUGCUGGCUGCCGGAGCCUCCUACUCGCGCAGAGAAACCGCGGGGGCGACAGCGUUUGACCUGGCGGAGAAAUUCGGUCAUGUCCGAUGCAUGGAGAUGCUCAAGAAUGCAGCUGACGCUUUCGAGGAGAUAAGAUCGCUCAAGUACAGAGAACUGCGAGAAGCUGUUGUGUCAAAUGAUGAGCAUGAAGUACGAAUAAUCCUCGAGGCUCUUGGGACUGGAAAUGAGCGCGAAGUGAUUAUCAACAUGGCUCCUGGAGGAGCGAAUACUCUCAUCUUCUCUGCUGCUCAGGUGGGCAAUGAACCUAUUCUGAAGAUGCUACUCGAGGCAGGAGCCGAUGGCAGAGCUCAUGCCGUUACCAGAUACUCUCCGCUCUACACAGCCGUUCACAAUGGCAAUGUGGAGGUGACGAAGAUGUUGCUGGCGAAAUUUCCCGAAUUGGUUCAGCAAUUGACUGUGGAAAAGUGGCUGCCGCUGCACGCGGCCUGCAUCAAUGGACACAUCGAUGUGGUGGAACUCCUGCUCAACUAUACGUAUCCCGAUCAUCUCUAUGCCACAUAUCGCGAUCCAACGGGUGAAACGGAGUGGCGGCUGGCCUUCGAUCCGAACACGCAAGACGUCACCGGACAGACGGCCCUCUAUGUUGCGUGUCUGCUCGGCAACAAGCCUCUGGUUGACUUGCUGCUGGGCUGGAAAGUGAAGUGUGUCAAGAUGCGCGAAGGAGACGAUGGGCAGUCGCGCUCAGUGAGCAGCAGGGUCACCACGUCUAGUCCCACGAAGAGGCGUAUUUCCUAUGGGAUACAGUCCAUCAUGUCGAGACUGAGUCUGGGCAAGGAUGCCGCUGAAGAGGCAGAGAGUGAGUCCAACAACUCAGUGAAUCCCUUGCAGCUGGACUUGCUGUGUGGAGCGGCGAGAGAAACGGCACUGCUAGCCGCUGUGCGAGGUGGAUAUUUGGAUGUGGCGGCGUUGUUGCUGCAGAAGAAGGCUGAUCCCAAUGUGAUGGCAAAACCAAUAGAGGAUCCCAAUGAUCCCAGACUGUCGGAUGAGGUGUACGGCUUCUCGAACAUUCCCCUGGCCGAGGCGGUGCGCCAAAAGUCAAUUCAAAUGGUGGAACUCCUGCUGAAGUACGGUGCCAAAGAUGAACAAUCAACAGCUCUUAGUAUCGCCUGCACCCAAGGCAAUGAACAAAUCAUCUGCAAACUCCUCUCGAUUCGAGCUCAUCCAGAUCCCGAGUACAAGAUCAACAAGAAAGCCUUGACGACUGAGGUGGAAUUGGCGGGAAACAAACUUUCUCCUGAUGGAGGACUCACUUACAGUUCCUUGUUCCCCAACACCUCCAUCAUGAUCAAUUGGAACAACUGUGAUUUGACAAAUCUCAAGAUAAACUUCCUCAGCGAGGCAGUUCUGCUGCACAACACAAAACUCAAGGAACAUCCAAAGUGUGGCAUUCUGGCUUUGGGAGCGCUCACUCGCAUUGACAUCUCUCAUAAUGGACUCACGAGCCUCCCGCCGGAGAUUUUCACUCUGUGCAGCCUGCGCUAUUUGAAUGCGGCGCAGAACAAGAUCCAAUUUCUGCCACUGCCUGAGGAUAUUCCUAACUCUCCAGUGAGAGUUUUGGCCGGCAGCAGACGCAACUCCAGACAAUUUCCCAAAGAGUAUGAAUGCUUUGUUCUUGAGGAGCUAUAUUUGCAGGACAAUCGCCUGGAAGUGCUUCCUCCAGCACUCUUUCGAAUGCAGAGUCUAAUCACUCUCGAUGUGUCCAACAAUAAACUGCAGGAGUUGCCAUUUGAGAUGUGGCGAGCGCCCAAGCUGAAGGAGUUGAACGUCGCGUUUAAUCUGCUGAAAGAUCUUCCCGUGCUGCCCAAUCAGGACGGCGGCUCUUCGCAAUCAGAACCGCCAAGUCCAGUGACUGAAGCAUUUCUCUUCAACCAAAUGGAGGAUUCUGAGGCUCAGAGUCGCAAUAGAACCAUCACUCAAGUCGAUCUCGUGCGCCAUCACAUUUGGUCAAAAUCCCUGGAAGUGACAGAUCAGGAGGUUCGCCUCACGGAUAUUCGCAAUGAUGAGAAUAUUUCCCAGUUGACGAGCCUCAAUCUCUCCAACAACCUCUUCACCAGCAUCCCUCUGGCUCUCCCAUGUUUGGCAAUCAAUCUAACGCGACUCUCCAUGUCGUACAACAGUUUGAGAUCAAUGGGACACGUGACCAGCUAUCCAGCAAGUCUCAAGCAGUUGGAUUUGGGACACAAUGAGAUCACUUGUUGGCCGAGUUUGCCGAGAAUUGCUGCCCUGGAUCCACACUUGGCGUGCUACAAUCCGCAGGAGGUGAAGCAGUCCAAGCAGCCACUGAAGAAUAUCACCAGUCAGAGUGCUGAAGUGUCUGUGAUCAAGACAAAUACCUCAAGUGGGAAUAUCACAUCCCUGAGAACGGCUGUGCUGAAGAGUGUUUGCAGUCAUCGGAGGCAUUUGCGCUUGGAGGGCUUGCGAACACUCAUCCUGGCUGAUAAUCUCCUGACACGCAUCCAACUGUCCACGGAUGACGUCGCUACACUCUCAGAGUCUGAAGAGUCCGAAUGGAGUCUGGUUGGCGUGACAAAAUCUCGGCUAAUCUUCCCGAAUUUGUCAAUGCUGGACAUCAGUAACAAUUGCCUAAAGGAUAUUCCUCACACGAUUCACGAAUUGAGUAAUCUGAGCGUCCUGAAUAUCAGUGGGAAUGUGGAUGUGACUGAAUUACCUCCUCACAUGGGACUCCUCUCGCGACUGUGGAAUCUCAAUACGCGUGGUUGCACUCUUCAGGACCCAUUGAAAGCGAUGAUCGACAGCAAGAAGUACAAGACAAUGGACAUUAUUGGAUACUUGAAGUCAGUUUAUGAGGAUGCCAGACACUACGCACGGAUGAAGCUGAUGGUAGUGGGAGUUCAGGGCAUUGGAAAGACGAGUCUGCUGGAGCAGCUUCGCCAAGAGGGACCCAAUCGCAACAAGAAGCCCGUGGAUCACUGGGCCAAGCGGAUGGGUCACAAGAAUAUCAACACAAAGACCAGUCGAGGCAUUAACAUGUCCACUGUUGGUGUGGAUAUUGGCGAUUGGGUGUGCGAGAAAAAGGUCAGAGGACACUCUCAGCACGGACCAGUGAUCUUCAGGACGUGGGAUUUUGGUGGGCAGAAGGAAUACUAUGCCACACAUCAGUACUUUCUCAGCAAGAGGAGUCUUUACCUGGUGCUCUGGCGCAUCACCGAUGGGCGUCGAGGAUUGGCUGAAGUGCUUCAGUGGCUGGGAAAUAUUCAAGCCAGAGCUCCAAAUUCACCGGUAGUGAUUGUGGGGACGCACUACGACGCAGUGGGAGAUACUUUCCCGGCCAAGAAGGCUGAAGAACUGCAGCUGAUCAUCAGAGAUAGAUUUAUCGCAGUGGCAGAUGCUGAAAAGAUGGGUCUUCCUCGUGUUCUGGACUCAAUUGAAGUGAGCUGUCGCACGGGGCACAAUAUCAAACUGCUGUCGAAUCUCAUUUACGACACAGCCUUUUCCCUUCGAUCGCCGGGCUCUAAGGAGCUGUUGCUGCAUCAGAAAGUGCCAGCGAGUUAUCUGGCUCUUGAGGAUGUUGUAGGAACAAUUGCUACGACUAUGAAGCAAUUUGGAGCUGAUCCUGUUCUGGACGCUGAGCGCUAUCGCACGAUGGUCACUCAGGAGAUGCAAGUGAGGAACUACAAGAGAUUCCGUGACUGGUCAGAACUCAAUCAGGCCACAAUGUUUUUGCAUGAGAACGGAUGCCUUCUGCACUACGAUGAUGCAACACUCAGAGAUCUCUACUUCCUGGAUCCGCAGUGGUUGUGCGAUAUGUUGGCUCACGUGGUCACUGUGAGAGAGAUAAAUCCCUUCGCGAGAUCAGGAAUCAUGAGGAUGGACGAUCUUCAGUUGCUGUUUAAGAACUCUUGUCUGGGAAGCAGUGAUAACAGAGGAUAUAUCGUGAGUCUACUCAAUAAGUUUGAAGUGGCUCUGACGUGGGAUUCCAGAACACUUCUCAUCCCAUCAUUGUUGCCUGAGAAUGAGGAUAAUCGAGGUGGUCAAGUGGUGACGGUUAAAAUUGCAGCAAGAAGUCGUGGAUGGGCGAUGAGAUCUCGCAGAAGUGUUCCAAUUCCUUCAUCAUCAGCUUAUGAUCUCACCUCACCAGAUUCUGUGGCUUUGACUCCUCAAGUGAAUCAUCCAGAGUAUGAUAUUUGCACUUUGCCACGUCCAGAUAAGGUGAUCUCUCGCCUCUUGCUGAUGUCAUACUUCCCAUCGGGCUUCUGGUCGAGACUCAUCACGCGUGUUCUGGCGGAUGAUCAGGUGGUGGACGCCCUGAGGAAUAUAUAUCCACUGCGGAAGGAGGACUUUGAGGAGCCAGAAGUUAGUCAACUGCUGAAUAUUGCCUCCCACUGGACAGUGUGGCAGACAGGAUUGGCGCUGUACUACGGCACAACGCUGGUCUUCAAAAUGCGCGAGAUUCCGCCAUCCUGUCCCUUCUCACCGUAUCGCAAUCCCAGCAAUCGUUUUAAGCUGAAGCAGGAUGGUGUGUGGUGCGACAUUGACAUGAAUGCCACAAGUAUCUUGGAGAUCACCUUCCCCAUGCACGCCAUCGGCCUGCGGAGGAUCGAUGAGGCGGGCUGUGGCACCACAGUGAAGGAGAUGGAGGCAAAUAUUCAGUGUGUGUCUCAACUUGUGUCCCUCAGUGUGGAUCACAUUGAUAUCCUCCUGGAGGAUUGGUAUCCAACUCUUGGGACACGUUUCGUACACACUUCCGAGGGGAGAUUUCUCGUGACUCGCCUCGUGCCCUGUCCAAAGUGUCUGAAGAGGAGUGAUGAGAGGAAUUCGCACUCCUUCACGGGCUCAAAUCCCUCAGCCAAGGGUGCCAAAUUUUCGGACAAGGGAUUGACUAAGAGAUUGAGUGUGGAAAGGAGGGAUUUCACUGUGGGAGAAUCAAGUGGGCUCAAUGAAUUGCCGGCCAUUCUUCAGGGAUUCGACAGUGCAAACUAUGCGAGGAAAUCCCAAGAUUCUCUGGGUUGGUCUGACGGAGAUUCUGGCGUUGGGCCAGAUUCUGCUGGAUCCUCGAGAGCGGCCUCAGUAGAGGGACAUCCCUUGGUGUUAGCAGAAUCGACGGGACCACCAAACUACUGCUGGAUGGUGGAGGAGUGCAUCCUGGCGGCCUAUGAUAAGAAGAGUGUCUCAUGUCCUGUUCAUGCGGAGGUGGAAUUGCGUCUCAUCACUCCGGACAUUAUCUUCCUGGAUUUGUCCGAUUGCUACUUGAUCCGGCCAGAAGACAUCACAAAGGGUCCAUUGCUUGGUCGUGGCGCCUUUGGAUUCGUCUUCAAGGCCACGUGCAAGUCGAGAGUGUCACGAAGUCUCAUUCCAGUCGCAAUGAAGAUGCUGCAGCCCGUGCCGCCGGGAUCACGAGCCAAGGAGAGCGCAGUGAUUGCCUACAAAGCAGCCUUGGGCAAGUGGGAGCGAGAUCCUCUUCAGCACUCCUGCAAGGCUUACUGCACAGCGAGGCAGGAGUUGGCCGUCCUCCUGACACUCAAGCAUCCCAAUAUUGUGCCUCUUGUGGGCGUUUGCACGCAACCGUUGGCGCUGGUGUUGGAUUUGGCGCCAAAAGGAGCUCUUGACACUGUGCUGAGGCAAUAUCGCAGGAGUGGAGCCAGGAUUGGGCCCUACUGUUUCCAGUCGCUGGUUUUGCAGGCCGCUCGGGCGAUGGAAUAUCUCCAUCGACGUCACGUGAUCUAUCGUGAUCUGAAGGCAGAGAAUGUGCUGGUGUGGGACUUCCCAGAACCUCACGCAAUUGAUCAUCCGGCCAACAAUGUGCACAUCAAAGUGGCAGAUUAUGGGAUAAGUCGCGUCACUUUGCCUUCGGGUGCAAAAGGAUUUGGCGGCACGGAGGGAUUCAUGGCGCCGGAGAUUAUGAGACACAAUGGCGAGGAGGAGUACACAGAAAAGGUGGACUGUUUCUCCUUCGGGAUGUUCCUGUAUGAGCUUCUCUCCCUCAGGCAGCCUUUCGAGGGGCACGAGGCAGUCAAGGAGUGCAUCCUGGAAGGUGGACGACCAGUGCUGACACAGAGAGAGACGCAGUUUCCCUGCUAUUGUCUGGACUUGAUGGUGCUGUGCUGGGAUCAACAGCCUAAGAACCGACCAUCUGCCAGUCAGAUUGUCUCCAUCGCCAGCGCUCCAGAGUUCACGCAUCUUCUCGAUGUAGUUUCGCUAUCACACCCUGGAAGUGUCCUGGGAGGUGUUGGAUAUCCCGUGGUGGCGAGUCCAGAGGAUGACACUCUGUCUUAUGAGUUGUGGCUUCCCUGCUCAAACUCUCGCAUUGACUUGCUGCUGGGCUCUCCGAAGGGAUGGCAGCAGUAUCACAGGAUUCUCUGCCCGAAAAUCUCCAAAGGACGCGGAAGCAGUCCGAUGAAGCUGACGACGGUUUGUGUUGUGGACACUUCUGUCUGGAUAGGCGAUGCCGAUGGCAAUAUCUAUGCAUUCAAUGCGUCUGAUUGUACUCAUCUGUUCUCUUAUGCUUUGGAGCCAGCUCAGCCGAGUCCAGUGGUUGCUCUUGUGCAUCUCAGUCGCAUCAACAGAGUGGCGGCUGGCUUGGAGAAUGGGCGACUCUUCCUGUUGGACUCUUCUAACAUACCAGCGAGUUAUGUUUCUGCCGAGGGAAGCUUUGUCCUCACAGAGCUGGGCUCUGGCGAGCGUCUUCACAGUGUCUGUGCGCUGUGGCGCUUGGAUGAUGAAGUAUGUGAAUUGUGGUGUGGAGAAACGGAUGGCGCUAUGAAUGUUUUUGGACUGAAGGACUCUGUGGUGUCAGAACACACGCUUCUGAAUCACUUUGAUGUCUCUCUGGGUGGCAGAGAAUCGAAUGUUGUACUGCUGCACGCUUCUGAAGAGUACGUCUUCUCAUGUGUGGCUCCAGGAUGUAUUCUGUAUCAGUGGAAUGUGUCCAGGAAGGAGAUUGAGAAUCGCUUGGAUUGCUCAAAACUCAUCCCGUGCUCUGAGAGUCUCCGGAGUAUCGCCAUUGAGGAACAUUUGAGUCCGGGAAAGUGUCAAAUAACAGCUCUUGCGGUGCUUAAGAAUGACUUGUACAUUGGAACGACGUGGGGAUGCUUGAUAAUCGUUGAGAAGGACUCCAUGCGUCCCAUCACAGUCUUUCGUCCCUUUGAUGACGAGGUUCGUUGCAUUUUGCCUUUGUAUACGCCUGGGCACAAUCUUGUGCCUCUUAUCGUGACCAUUGGACGCGGAUAUCGCUCCCUGAUCCAUCGGUACACGGACUCUGCCCCGAAAUCAAUCACCACCCCGUCCGGCAGUGAGAGAAGGCAUCUCUUUGGCAGUCCUGAGCACUCCUCGAGUGGCAACAGCCAGAAGGAUCGCAGCAGUAAUAUGCACGCUCUCAUCUGGCGCGCAGAUCACUGGACGCCAGUAUAAGCUCGGCAUUUUAUCGAAAGCGCAACUAUUGCUAUUCUAACUAGCGCAAUUCUUCAUUUUACCGUCCUCUUUGUGUGCGUGUUCUCUUGUCAGGAUUUGAAUUUUGUGCUUGAUCUGUGAUUUCAGAGAGUCAGAUUACUACCAUUACCAAAUUAACCAGGAGUAUAUCUUGCCCAAGAUGUUGGUGAGAAUACCAUUUUAUUUAUUUGAUGACAGAGAUUAAUAAACGAGUUACUGGUUAA